Molecule: messenger RNA, 744 nt
Organism: Rotaria sp. Silwood2
Lineage: Eukaryota; Metazoa; Rotifera; Eurotatoria; Philodinida; Philodinidae
Source: the annotation of a GenBank genome assembly
AUGAGUUUUUUUACUACACCUACCACUACAACAACACCAUCGAUUAUUCCAAUAACAACAACAUCAGCACCAGGAGCAACAACAACAACAACUAAACCAUUAACACGUACAUAUCGUGAUUUUGAACGUUUAUUAACAAAAUGGCAAACUGAUUUUGAUACAAAACAUCGUUUAUCAUAUGAAAAUUUAUCACAAUCAGUUCGACAACGUGAUAUUGAUUUAUCAACAUAUCGUGAAACAUUACAAUUAAUACAACGUGAUAUAAAUCAUAUGCAAUUACAACAAAAUCAUUUACAAGAUGAAUUAAAAUUAUUAGGUACACAUGAAAAAGAAUUAGAAACAAAUAUAAUACGUUUAGAAAAUGAUAUUUUACAAUUACCACCAUUACAAAAUGAUGUUUAUUCAAUUCAACAACAAAAUUUAUAUUUAUAUCAAAAUUUACCAUUAACAUUUAAUGAACGUAUGAAAACUUUUCAAGUAAUGGAACAAUUAGAUUCAUUAGUUAAAUGUUCAACAAAAGAUUUACAAGAAAUUGUUGAUAAAAUGAAUGAACAAGAUGAUGAUAAUGAUACAGACUUGACAACAAAUCAAAAUCUUGAUGCAACACUUGUUAAUGAACAAAAUAUAAAACAAUUAACAAAAACACUAGAUUCAUGUUUUAAAAUGUUAGCUUUUAUUGAUACUAAUGUUACAGAUAUUGAAAAUAAAGUUACACAAACAACACAACGUUUACUUAAUUCAUAA